UAGCUAAAGUUGGUAUCUGUUUACUGAAUAUUUCCCCUUUCAGUCUCAGUGGGGAGCAGGCUUGGCUACUAACUCUGUACUAGACGAUUCAAUUAUGUAUGAAAGUUUCAGAAACAAUGCCAAAUUGGACUGCAGAAACAUUAAAGGACAGCCAGAGCUUUGGAAGUUUUGGCACAUCUAGGGAAAAAAUAACACAUCCUUAUGAUUGUUGUUCACAACCAUUUGGGAAGCCUAAUCUCAGCUUUUAUCAGACAAUCACAAGACCGCUGAAGAAAUGUAAUAUUUUAUUUAAGAAUUUUCUUAAGGGACCCUCUCGGAUUUCCACCGUAGAAACAAGCCAGUCUCCAUCUCUGGAUGAGUGUAAAGCCAUAAUCAGAGAACUGGCCACCGAGCUACAUCGGAUAUCAAAGUAUCAAGAUAAUUUCAGCACCAGCCACGAGGAUGGCUACAGCCUGGCAGAGUGUCAACAGUUCAUCCUACAAUGGGCGGAGGAGUUGAGCAUCUUACCAAAGAUAUCCGUGGGGCAAAGUAGGAGCUCACCAAAGCCCCUGCGUUCCUGCUGGGAGGACUAUGAGGUAGAGGAGAGAACAUCUCCAAAAGAGGCUGAGAGAAGACUGUCAAAAGCUCAACACAUCGUCUCAGAAUGGGCUGCAGGACUGCAAUCACGAAAACAGGACUCAGUGUGUCCAGGAGAGGAUGUGUGUUCAGUCCUGCAGGAUCUGGAGGGACAGUGGAAGAGAGGGAAACUACCCAACAUGCUCCCUGUCAUGGACUUCAUCAUCUGGACGGUGUUACAGGAACAACCUCAAGAGGGUUCCAUCCCAGAGCUGUGGCUCAAAUCCAAGCAGAGGUUCAAACACUCAGCCUUCACCACAGUGAUUCCUAAACCAGUAUGGGACUGGAUAAGCAAAGCAUCAGUUGACAUCCUCUUGGACCCUGAAUCAGCCAAUCCAGAUUUCAUAGUGUCCAACAAUCAGAAACGUGUGAGAGUGGGCAAAAUAAUAGAGAGUGAACAUGAUCCUAGAGACGGAUACCGUCACUGCCUCGCAUCUCCCAAGUAUGACGGGUGGUGGUGUGCACUGGGAACACAGGGCUUUACCAAGGGUAGGCAUUACUGGGAGGUGGGGGUGGACGGGAAGACAGACUGGAGGAUAGGGAUAGCUAGGGAGUCUGCACCAAGAAAAGGCUUCAUUGAACUGAACACAUCAACAGGUUACUGGACACUUCGGAUGCAGGUCAGUGGGCUGAAGGCUCUAACUGUUCCGGCUGUUGAUAUCAAGAUUCCAGAACAUCUCAAGAAGAUUGGGGUCUACCUUGACAUUGAGGAGGGGCAGCUCUCCUUUUAUGACACUGUAAGAAGCAGCCAUAUCUACACCUUCAAUGACACGUUUUCUGAACAGGUUUAUCCAGUCUUUGGCACAGUAGAGACAGACAGAGACCUUAUCAUACUGUAGUACACAGCUAAAUAGAAAAGAAAAGUCACAGAAGUUUUUGAGGAUGUCUCAUGACUAAGAACCACCCUAGACCACUCUAGACAACCGUAGACCACCCUAGACCACCCUAGACCACCCUAGACAACCGUAGACAACCGUAGACGACCACCCUAGACCACCCUAGACCACCUUAUACCACCGUAUACCACCCUAGACAACCGUAGACCACCCUAUACCACCCUAGACAACCGUAGACCACCGUAGACAACCGUAGACCACCGUAGACCACCGUAGACCACCCUAGACCACCCUAGACAACCGUAGACCACCCUAGACCACCCUAGACCACCCUAGACAACCGUAGACAACCGUAGACGACCACCCUAGACCACCCUAGACCACCUUAUACCACCGUAUACCACCCUAGACAACCGUAGACCACCCUAUACCACCCUAGACAACCGUAGACCACCGUAGACAACCGUAGACAACCGUAGACCACCGUAGACCACCCUAGACCACCCUAGACAACCGUAGACCACCCUAUACCACCCUAGACCACCCUAGACAACCAUAGACCACCAGAGACCACAGGCCAUCAUGUGAUGACAUCCCCAUAUUUUUAACAUUGACAUUUUGGGGAAAUUACUCUGCCCACGAUGGCACCAAUUAUGCCAACCAAAAAACACAGCUAAUUCCAUACAUGGCAUGGUGUAUAUAAUAUUUUGUAACUUUGUUCUGUUCUCUUCCAUCACCAAAACACAGCUAAUUCCAUACAUGGCAUGGUGUAUAUAAUAUUUAGUAACUUUGUUCUUUUCUCUUCCAUCGCCAAAGCGCAGGUCGAUGGUAAUCCAUAAUGGUGACCAUUUAUUAUCCUUAAUCCAGUUAGAGUCUAUCUUUCUAAAGAGUGUCUGCAUUAUGAUUAAUGAAGCCAAUGUAUCUUUCUUUAUGUCUUGGGAAGCUUUACUUUGUGAAUUUUUAUGAUAAUGUGACAUUGAGGAAGUAUGAAAAAAUAAAAAUAAUUACUGUAG
Oncorhynchus kisutch (coho salmon) is the source of this 2464-nucleotide messenger RNA. RefSeq names its product tripartite motif-containing protein 72. The record is from RefSeq and is a predicted model, not a curated record. NCBI's taxonomy places the organism in Eukaryota, Metazoa, Chordata, Actinopteri, Salmoniformes, Salmonidae. The transcript is spliced from 11 exons. The coding region runs from base 99 to 1454 and encodes 451 amino acids. Gene Ontology annotation, molecular function: protein binding.